AUGAUUUUUAUGUAUUUACUUGUCAUCUGCUUCACAGCUGCAUUUGGACGAUACUGUGCAGACGACCAGAAGGUCUGGUGCCGUGGUCAUGAGAUAUGGGGUUGGUGUUUUCAUAACAAAACCAACGGUAAAUUCGAUUGCGACGACGACGGGUUUUGUGCCAGUCAGGAGCAACUCAAGAAAAAGAGAAGCAGUGGAUGUUUCAUACGAGAAAACAAUACUGUAUGCUGUUGCAAUGAGGCGGAUGGCUGCAACCUAGGAUUUAUAGCUGUGGCUCCAAAAUACUCUGUUGGACAGCAAUGCGUGAACACUAUUGAAGAACCGGGUGAAGAUCUGAAACUGUUUCGAGCAUGCGACGAUCCGUGGUGUUUUGCCUUUCUUACAGCGGAUGUCGAUGGAGGUUUGACAACAGCACAUCGUGGUUGCCGAUCUCGAAAGACUAUGAUGCACCACAUUUCCAAGGAUCAAGAUAAGGUGGAUUUUGAAAAAGUAAAGAAUACGAAAUACAAGAUUGAUCCUAUUCCAGAAGUUCAACAAUAA
Molecule: messenger RNA, 540 nt
Organism: Haemonchus placei
Lineage: Eukaryota; Metazoa; Nematoda; Chromadorea; Rhabditida; Trichostrongylidae
Source: the annotation of a GenBank genome assembly